AUGACGACUUCAACGACUAGCAUGACCCCCAACGCAUCUUCUCUCAACCUCCCCCCCACUCCUCGUUCCGCCACCACCCUUCACAUUUCUCCGGUCGAGUCGACAACGUCUAUCCCGGAAUGCCCACAACCACAGCCGUCCCUCAGGCUCCUCUUCUCCCUCCUUACUCGUCGCGACUUCUUCGUCCUCAUCCUCCCGGCCAUCCUCACCUCCGUCUUCGCCGGCGGUGUCGCGCCUUUCAUGACCUAUGUCAUCGGCCGCUCCUUUGACUCCUUUGCUGCUUUUCCCACUGGUCCGAACCCCUCCGACGACGCCAAGCACCAGCUUCUCCACGGUGUAGGCCUCGCAGCCAUCGAGCUGGUUGGUCUUGCGGUGGCUGCUCUUGCCAUCAGCAGCGUAACGUCAAGUCUCUGGAUAUGGACUGGUGAGCGGAAUCUGGUUGCUGUUCGCAAGCGGAUAUACGCCGCAGUGACUCGCAAGGAUAUGGUCUGGUUCGACACCAAGAUGGGUUCAGAGGAGUCUGUGCAGGCCGUCGAGGGAGACGGCCCGAUCGGCGCUGGUGGCAUGAUGGCGAACUUUGCUCGGGAAACCGACGAGGUUCGCAUGGCCUCCUCCCUCGCUGCAGGGAUGGUCACCCAGUACACCACUACCUUCAUCACGAGCCUCAUCCUCGCGUUCGUCUGGUCUUGGUCCCUCACCCUGGUCAUCCUCUCGGCCGUCCCGGUCCUCAUGAUCAUUCAGGCGCUCUCUCAGGGCUUUGUAGGACCCCGUCUCGCAUCCGAACGCGUUCACAGCGCGUCGGCUGCUACCUUGAUCGACCGUGCGGUUGCGGCCAUCGCGACUGUCAAGGCUUUCAACGCGGAGGUUCACGAACAAGAGCAGCUGGACGACAUGGUCGAGAAGAUUCGGAGCGCAGCCGUCAAGUGCCAUGCUGUGUGGGGUCUCAGCUCUGGGGCGUCGCAAUUCGUGAUGAUGGCCAUGUUCGUGCAAGCGUUCUGGUUCGGCGCCAAGCUCGUGCGCGACGGUUCCAUCUCCCCCGGCACGGUCAUGUCCGUAUUCUGGGCGUGCCUCAUUGCGACGAGCAACCUCCAGAUGUGCAUCCCGCAGCUGAUCGUGCUUACCAAGGGCAAGUUCUCCAUGGUCGCACUCCUGACCCUCGCGCAGUCCCAAUCGCAGGAGCCCGUUCCCUAUGGCGCGUCCAUGCUCUCGCCAAUUGCGAAGUCUCGUCGCCCGUCGAUGUUCAGGAAGAUCCGGCCCCCUCACUGCCGUGGGCACUUCGAACUCUCCGAAGUCACGUUCGCGUACCCCUCGCGCCCGACCAUGCCCGUCCUCCAGGACAUCUCGAUCUUCCUUCCCCCUGGCGAGAUGUCCUUCAUAGUCGGUGGCUCGGGCUCGGGCAAGUCAACGCUUGCUCAGCUUCUCCUGCGCAUGUACACUCCCCGCGCUGGCUCGAUCUUCCUCGACGACCAGGAGCUGUGCUACCUCGACGAGGAGUACACCCGUACUCACAUCGCGGCGGUGUCGCAGAACUGCAUCCUGUUCGACAUGAGUGUACACGACAAUAUUGCGAUGGGCCUCGCCGGACCUGGGAACGUCCGGAAGCCUCAGGACGUGACACGCGAGGAGGUGAUGAAGGUCUGCCGCGCGGCGCUCAUGCACGAGUUCGUGCGGGACCUCCCCGACGGGUAUGAAACCCAGCUCGGUACCAAUGGCGCGAACCUGUCUGGCGGACAGAAGCAGCGACUCGCUAUUGCACGCGCAUUGUUGCGCAACCCCACGGUCCUUAUUCUGGAUGAGGCGACGUCCGCGCUGGACGCGACCUCCCGCAUCCUCGUAUUCGAGGCGAUCAAGCGCUGGCGCCGCAACAUGACGACGAUUGUCAUUACCCACGACCUCUCGCAGAUCGAGUCUGACGACUUUGUGCAUGUCCUCAAGGACGGCUGGAUGGUCGAGCAGGGUUUCCGGCACGAGCUCGAGGGCUUCGAGAGCGAGUUCCGCCGUAUGGCGCGUACUCAGACGGCGGAGGGUGGCUUCAAGGAGAAGGAGGUGCUCGACGAAGCGACCGAAGACGUCCCGAUCGAAGCUAUCCUCGAACGCCAGGACGAGGAGAAGCAGGAGGAGCUGGAAGCGGUCGGUCUGAGUUCACGCGCCCUCAAGCACCACAGCCUGGCACCCUCCACAUUCCGUCCUCUCACCUUCGGCCACUGGAUGCUCGACGCCAUCGCAGAGCUGACGCAGGAGGAGCCCUCAACACCCGUAGCAACUCGCCGACAAACACAGCACCGUAUCAGCCGCUUCGUACCCGCGGACGCGUUCCCUCAGGUCGCGCCCAAUGACACGGAGAUCAAGAGGAUCCGGCGCAAGACGCUGCACAUCGACAUCCCUUCAGUCAGUGUUCCUGCCCCCUUGGCGACGGCGGCGAGCAACAGGCGGAGCCUGCAGUUCACGCCAUCCAGUCCCACUCUAUGCUACCACCCCUCUCCGAAGCAGUGGCCUCAGAGCAUGAUCGAGGACGACGACAGCUUCGACGCCGAGAAGGCAGCUUUGGAGCGUAGUGCGACCUCGGCAAAUCAGCGCCGUUCCCGCGAACAGCGGCGAGUGAGGCGCAGUGUCCCGCUCUCCACGGUUGUAGUGGUCAAGCCGGAAGCUCCCACUUCUGAAGACGCGCCCGCGCAGGACGCGGAGGUGCCGCUCUUCAGGCUCAUCCGCGACAUCUUCCCCACCAUCCCGAACAAGUUCAUCCUCUUCCUUGGGCUGUGCAUCUGCCUCGCGAGCGGGGCGAUGACGCCUAUCUUCUCCUUCCUGCUUUCCCAACUCUUCUUCCAAGUCUCCAACGGCGCACGCGACGUGUCUAUCAUCAACGAAUACGGUGGCAUCGUCCUUGCGGUCGCCGCCGCGGACGGCAUUCUCAUGGGGCUCAAGGUGCUCGUGAUGGAGAACGUCGCGGUCAACUGGGUGACGCGCAUCCGUCGUAUGUGCUUCGGGCGAGUUCUCGCCCAGGACAAGAAGUUCUUCGACAAGAGCGAGAACAGCCCCUCCAGCCUCGUCCAGGUCUUGAUCAAGGACGGCGAUGACGCGCGCACGCUCAUCGCGAGUGUGCUUUGCCAGGGCCUUGUUGUUAUCGCAAUGCUUGGUGUCGGCCUCAUUUGGGCGCUCGUGCGCGGCUGGCAACUUACCCUCGUCGGCUUUGCGAUCGCUCCCGUCUUCGCGGUGACGAUGGCGCUCCAGUCUAACCUCGUCGCCAAGUGCGAGGUGAGGAACAAACGCGCGCGCGAGGAGGUUGCGAAGCAGUACUACGAUGCAAUCUCCAAUGUCCGUGCGAUCCGCUCCAUGGGUUUCGAGGAUGCGUUCCGCGACCGGUUUGACGUCGCCGUUGAGUCGGCACUUACCACCGGCGUGCGCGGCGCGUUCGUCGAGGGAUGCACAUACGGCGUUGCCAGUGCCCUCAUUUACCUCGCGGAGGCGCUCCUGUUCUACGUCGGCGCUGUCCUCAUCGCCAACGGCACCUACUCGUACCUGCAGAUGAUCCAGACUCUCCAGCUGGUCGUCUUCUCCGUGUCCAUCGGGUCCCAGCUCAUGGCUUUCACUCACCGCAUCGCCAAGUCUCUCCGUGCCACCCGCGACUUCCACCGGCUCUUGAACCUCUCCACUCUCACCGACGAAUCUCGGGGCGUCCUCCACCCCAAGAUCGGCGGCGCUGUCUCUUUCAGCAACGUCUCCUUCUCCUACCCCGAACGCCCCGAUGUUCCCGUUCUCAAGGACCUCUCCGUCGAGAUCGCCGAGAAUGAGUGUGUCGCCAUCGUUGGCUCAUCCGGAUGCGGCAAGUCCACCAUGGCUGCACUGCUCCAGCGCCUGUACGAGCCCGCGACCGGUUGCAUCAGCGUUGGCCCUCAUGCCAUUCGCUCCACCGAGGUUCACCACUUGCGCGACCACGUCUCCGUCGUCAGCCAGCAGCCCAACCUCUUCGACGCAUCAAUAGCGGAGAACAUCGCAUAUGGCAACAAGUCGCUGUCGCUGUACGACAUCCAGCGCGCGGCGAUGGCGGCGAACGUCCACGACUUCGUCCAGUCGCUACCCAAGGGCUACGACACGCCCGUGGGCGAGAACGCGUCGCUCAUCUCCGGUGGACAAGCGCAACGCCUGCAGAUCGCGCGGGCGCUCGCACGGCCCGCACGCAUCCUGAUCCUGGAUGAGUGCACGUCCGCGCUGGACGGCGCGAACCAGGCGGCGGUGAUGGAGACGCUCCGGCACGCGAAGCAGGGGCGGACCACGCUGGUCGUGACGCACAAGCUGCAGAUGAUGCGCAUGUGCGACCGCAUCCUUGUCGUGCACGACGGCGUCGUCGCGGAGCAGGGCACGUACGAGCAGCUCAUGGAGCGACGCGGCGUGUUUGCGCAGCUCGCGAGCGGCGGCGAGUGGAUGAGCGACUGAGCUCUUCCUCUCUUCCUUUUCCUUUACAUCUCUUUUUCUCUCUCAUCUUUCUUCCACUCUUUGGAUACUGUAGCAUUGGAUAUCUCCCUCCACAUUAUCACCCUCACCACACUCACCGACCUCACGACCCCUGUUACCAGAUAGCGAAGUAUAACUGGCCGUACUACUAGUACCUUCGACCUUCGAAUUACUCCUGACGCGUUUACGGCUGCAACGAUUACCCCCCUCACUGUAACAUUAUCACCUCAUUAGCACUUACGUACCCUGUAUCCAUCCGCAUGUGAUAGAGUCUUCAUGGACCGAAUGAAUUGACG
This is a messenger RNA of Trametes versicolor FP-101664 SS1, 4745 nucleotides long. RefSeq names its product P-loop containing nucleoside triphosphate hydrolase protein. Gene Ontology annotation, molecular function: ATP binding; ABC-type oligopeptide transporter activity; ATP hydrolysis activity. Bases 1 to 4431 code for a protein of 1476 amino acids. Gene Ontology annotation, cellular component: membrane. Gene Ontology annotation, biological process: transmembrane transport. The transcript is spliced from 5 exons. NCBI's taxonomy places the organism in Eukaryota, Fungi, Basidiomycota, Agaricomycetes, Polyporales, Polyporaceae. The record is from RefSeq and is a predicted model, not a curated record.